Molecule: messenger RNA, 3130 nt
Organism: Asterias rubens (European starfish)
Lineage: Eukaryota; Metazoa; Echinodermata; Asteroidea; Forcipulatida; Asteriidae
Exons: 19
Coding region: 44-3130 (1028 amino acids)
Molecular function (GO): protein binding
Source: RefSeq, a predicted model, not a curated record
UUGAACGUCGCUGAACGACUGAUAUUAUUUACAAACUUGCCUCAUGUUUCACUUUUUGCUUUUCAGAUUAUUAGCUGCAAACAAGCUGAAUGAUGAGUCACUACCAAAUGAUUUAUUGGUCAACUUUACGCUUAAUACUUUGAUUGAUCUAUCAAUGAAUGAGCUGACCAAAUUUCCAGGAGAACUUCUACGAACACAAAACCAGCUGCUGCACCUUUACCUCCAACGCAACCACAUUACUGCUCUAGACGAAACCAUGUUCAAAGGACUUCACUCUCUUGCUUCACUAUACAUCUAUCAAAAUCCGAUAAUACAGAUGGCAGACUUUCAGUUUUUUGAGACAACCCUAGAAUUUCUUAUUAUGUUUCAGUGUGAUUUAUCAGAAGUUGGAAUGAGACCGUUUGCUACGAAAGGAGACACCAUAAAGCAAAUAUUACUCCACGGAAAUCCAAUUGAACAUAUUUCCAACACCGUAUGGCGUGAUUUGAGACAUGACUGUUACGUAUCUGUUGAUAACAGUCUUCAAGAAGCACCACAAACGAAUCGGACAGACAUUACAAUUGAAUUAGUCGGAGACGACUUUAUACGUCCAUUUUACAUGCUGUAUGUAGGAAACCGUGACUUUUCGUCAUCGGGUUUUGUGUGCCAAGAAACUUCACAACCCGAGCGUAAAUGCAGGCCCUGUCAUCAGGGAACUUUCGGAUCGCAGUCAGGCUGUAGCCCAUGUCCGCCAGGUGGGUUUUACCAAAGCAAAACUGGUCAGUAUUCGAAUGGCGAUUUGAACUGUGAAACAUGCAAUAAAGGAACUUACGUCUCGCCUGAAGCUUCACCUGGCACGAGAGCUGCUGAUUGCAAGAUAACAUGGGAAUCAUGUUGCAUCCUGCUGCAUCCGCAUACCCUAAAUCCAUCUGGCUUUCAUAUUGAUGUGUCGCUCCCCAUUUAUUUGCUGAGUGCCAGUGACGUAGCUGAUACUAAAGUUUGCUAUUUAACCCAAGAACCUGAUCCAGAUGAAGGGAACCGACUACGAUGGAUCCAACCAUUUGAGGAUAUGUGUUCCUGUACCUCAAUCCGACCAGGAGGGCUGUUUAAAGUAGCUCCAAAUAGAAAGACUAAACCCAGCUACACUGAUGAACCAAUCUUCACUGAUGACCAAGAAGAGAUACAUGAUCCUUAUGAUUGCCAUAUGAAGGACUGUCAGGAUUUGUUGGAUGCUGGUCACAAGGAGGAUGGUAUCUACACAAUCCAUCCCAUCCAGAAUGAGAAUGGAAUACAGGUGUUCUGUGAUAUGACGAAACAUACAGGCUGGAUUGUGUUCCAGCGGCGCGUUAAUGGAUCAGUCAAUUUCGACCGCAGUUGGGCAGAAUACAAGAAAGGCUUUGGGUCAUUGGAUGGUGAGUUCUGGCUUGGCAAUGAAAUUCUACAUAAUAUGACUGAUGCUGGAGGGAACUGGACAAUCCGUCUGGACCUAACCAAUGAAGAAAAUAAAACGGGUCAUUUGCUGAAGACACAGUUCCGCGUCGGACCUGACGAUUACACCCUGUUUCUGGAGCACUCCGAGAUACCACCGACUGUUCAUAAAGUUUGUCAGCAGAAGCUCGGAAUGGGAGAUGGUACCAUCCCUGAUGGAAGCAUAACGACAUCGUCUACUGAUGACCAGGAAUGCAGCAGUAACACUUACGGACGGCUAGUAGGGUACGGUGGCUGGUGUCCCACAUUAAAUGACAAAUACAGUGUUUGGUUCCAAGUGGAUCUAAAGCACCCGGUAUUGGUUGAAGGUGUUGUUACAAAGGGUCACAAAGACAAAAGGUACUGGGUUACAGAGUUUCUCGUAUCUUACGGUGACAACGAGCAAGACCUGCGCUUCGUAGGAGGGACAGAUGAGGACAACGCACAGAGAUUCUCUGGAAAUACAAAUCGACGUACCAGAGUAACCAACAUGUUCAUUGAGGAAAUCAGAGCACGCUACAUCCGCAUCACACCAACUGGGUAUUAUCAGCGUCCUGGGAUGCGUAUUGAACUCCUUGGAUGUAAUGAACGCUUCUUCUGUUUGGAUCGUCUCGGAAUGGGAGAUGGCAGCAUUCCAGACUACAAAAUCACAGCAUCAAGUCCACAGCAGAGGGAAGAUGGUAACUGUCAACCAAGCAAUGCACGACUCACUCAAUCAGCAAACAGUCAGACUAUUGGCUGGUGCCCUGAUCCUAAUGACAUCAACCCAUGGUUACAGAUUGAUCUCGAAAGUAAUGUCAUAGUAGAGGGAAUUAUGAUGCUGCAGGGAUCUGAUCAGGUAAUCAAUGAAGAUGUGAGUCAUGGGUACCGGCUGGAGUACAGUGAUGACCAGAGCACUUGGCAUACUAUGGGUUCAGCACAGAUUAUCCGAAGAAACACCGCAGCAGACUCGGUAGCUACCAGCAUGUUCACUCCACCAAUCACUGCUCGUUAUAUCCGCAUCACACUAAACCAGACUGAUGGCUCUCUGUGGAUACGUGUUGAACUACUAGGGUGCAAAGUACGCUGGGUAUGUAGACAACGCCUUCUUAAUGAAGCCCAUAUCAUUUCCGACGAAUCACCACGGCUUCAGAUUGACCUGAUGUUAGUAACACUAGUUGAGGGAGUCAUAGCACAAGGGAAAAAUGAAACGUCAUUUCAAGUGGAAUACAGUCUCGACAACGUUACCUGGGUCAACGUAAGCCACCAUGGAGAACCUCAGACAUUCAUUGGCAGCACAGAACAAUCACCGGUUACGAACAUAUGGUUUGAGCAGCCAAUCAGAGCACGCUUCAUCCGCAUCACACAAAUCGAAAACGGUGGAUAUCCAGCUGUAAGCAUUGAACUCAUUGGAUGCAGAAAUAAUAUUCUUGAGACUGCCAACAAUCAAGCCUUCAGCAUUCGCCAUCACAAAGAUAUUAACCAAGGCUCAACAAACUGCCCAGGUCUGAAUAGUGAAGGAGGAUGGUGGUUUAAUAGAUGCUCUGGUAUACCUGGUGUAGAUAAUAACCUUAAUGCUGAAUAUAUACAACCUGGUGAUGCUAUGGGUCCAUACAAACGAGUCAUUAGAGCUAGUGAAUGGAAUGGGUCUCGUGUUGUUAAGACUGAAAUCAAAGUACGCCGUCAAUCUCCGCCUCGUGGCUAA